Messenger RNA from Microcebus murinus (gray mouse lemur), 5721 nucleotides. RefSeq names its product pleckstrin homology and RhoGEF domain containing G4 (gene PLEKHG4). The record is from RefSeq and is a predicted model, not a curated record. NCBI's taxonomy places the organism in Eukaryota, Metazoa, Chordata, Mammalia, Primates, Cheirogaleidae. Gene Ontology annotation, molecular function: guanyl-nucleotide exchange factor activity.
CCAGCUGCCUGCCCCAGGGACAGAGAACAGGGUUGGGUGGGGGGAUCCCAGGCAGGACUGUUAGUCCCUCUGCCUCCUCUCGCCCACUACCUCUGCCAUACUUUUCCAAUAUUGUCCCCUUAGCAGGGGCCUGUAGUGGCAAUCUAGGGGAUUAUUGUAUGAGCAUUGGGUCACAGAACUGGGAGACUAUAAAAUGAGAGAGGCUAUCAUGGAAAGAGACCCAAGAGGUCAGGUGCCAAGCUGCCCCAAGAGGCAGCCACCACACACCUGGGACCAGAUAGACACUUCUUGAAAACCUGGAGGCAGGUGUAGGACAAAUGAACAGAAGUGUCCUUCUGCAUGUGACUGGUGGGAAGACAAUCUCAAGGGACUUGGUUACCCUGAGUGCUUAUGAUACAAAUCGUAGUGUGGGGUCUGGAAACAUGGCUAGAAAUGCCUAGGUAACAGCAGUCCCCAAACCUCACUUCCCAUUGUGCCUGAAGGACUUUAAAAUAAAUUUGACAUGUAACUCAUAUAGUAUAAAAAUUCACCCAUCUACAGUGUACAGUGUAGUGUUUUUAAUAGUCACUAGAGUUGUGCAACUUUCACCACGAUCUAAGUUUAGAACAUUUUUAUCAUUCCCCUAAGAAGCCCUGUACUCACUCCUCAUCUCCUGCCCUCCCCAGCCCUAGGCAAUCACUAACCUACUUUCUGGCACACUUGGCCAACUAACAAUAACUUUUUCUGUGUUAUCUGUGGCAAAGAUAAGAAGAGAAGAGUGACUUAUGCUUUGCUCUCAUGGUGUUUACAGUAGGCACUGAUAAGGCCUACUGGUUAACUAGUAGUCAACAGUUCAGAGUCAGGCAGUCCUAGCUGUCACUCACCAGCUAUGUCAUCGUGGGUGUGUUACAUAAUGUCUCUGGGUCUCAGUGUCCUCAUCUCUAAAAUGAGAUAACAAUCACUUCACAAGGUUGCUGCCAGGACUAAAUGACAAAAUGGGGAGGAGGACUCUACUCAGGGGGCCUGGCCCACGGUGAGGAAGGAGAGGUUCAAAGUGAAGAGAGUCCCUGGAACUCCCCCAGCAGGCCUGAAGUAUGUUGGCGGCAGCGCUUCCUCUGCCCUCGCACCAAGACUGGCACCCCUCUCCUGCGGCCUAGUGCUUUGCGCUUGCAUUGCCCACCGAGUCCUACCCAACCAUCUUCAACCCAGUUCCUGGAAGAGGGGGUCCUCUGUUCAUACAGAGGCCCAGCCCUGAGCAGGCCCACCGGGGGAAGGAAGGAAGUGAUGGAAAGGCCCCAGGAGUGUGGGGAUGAGUCCCCAGACUCCCAGGGCCAUGCCACAGAUUGGAGAUUUGCUGUGUGCAGUUUCAGGGAUGCCUGGGAGGAGGAGGAGGAGGAACCUGCUCCCCAGAUGCAGAUCAAGGACUCCAAACCUCCAAGAGGACCAGCAGAGGCAGCCCAGGGUGAAGGGCUACAUGGCAGCCCUUUGUCCAGGGAGCUUCAAUUAUCCCUAGAAGAGAUGGCUUCAGAUGGGUCGGGGGAUGCCCAGCAGAUUACAUUAGGAGGCUCCUCAGUCCAGUCAGAGGAGCUGGCCCCCUCUGGAGUGGAGAGUCUCCUAUGUCCCAUGUCCUCCCACCUCAGCCUGGCACAGGGUGAGAAUGACAGCUCAGGGAUAGGCUUGGUAGGGAACCCAGAUCCAAGCAGGGCAAUUCCAGCCAGCUUGGGCCCUGGGGAGUUGGACAGUGACCCUGCGGACCUUGGAGAUGCUUUAUUGGAGACAUCAUCAAAGCUGCUGGAGGCAGCCCCCAGCAGAUCCAGCCUCCCUAAGCCUACUGACUGUCUCUUGGCCCGGGACCUCACUUGGGAGCUGCUGGCCAGUGGCAUGGCUGCCUUGCCAGGGACUAGGGAUGUAGAAGGCCGAGCAGUGCUGCUUCUGUGUGCCCACAGCCCAGCCUGGCUUCAUCCCAAGUGCAACAGCGGUGAACUCAUCCACCUCCUGCUCUACCUGCGAAGCAUCCCCAGGCCAGAAGUACAGGCUCUAGGACUGACAGUGCUAGUUGAUGCCCGAAUUUGUUCCCCAAGCUCGUCCCUCUUCUUGGGGCUCAGCCAACUACAAGAAGCAGCCCCAGGGUCGGUGCACCAGGUGCUACUAGUAGGAAAAAUGCCAGAGGAGGUGCCUUCUGGCCUACAGCUGGAGCAGCUACUCUCUUAUCAGAGCCUGCUGACCCACAUCCCCACCGCGGGGUUGCCCACUUCACUGGGAGGAUGUCUGCCUUACUACCACCAGGCCUGGCUGCAUUUCCGGAUGCGUCUAGAAGCCCUACUGCAGAGCUGCCAGGAGGUUUGUGCCCUGCUCCAGGGGGCCAUCGAGAGUAUGAAGGCUGUGCCCCAGCCCAUGGAGUCUGGGGAAGUUGGUCAGCUGCUACGGCAGGCACGGGUCCUGAUGCAGCAGGUGCUAGACUCCCCACGGCUGGCAUGGCUACAAUGCCAGGGGGGCAUGGAGCUGGCAUGGUUGAAGCAGAAGGUCCCAGAGGUGACCCUGAGUCCAGACUACAGGCCAGCAGUGGACAAGGCUGGUGAGCUGUAUGGCCGUGUGGACGGACUGCUGCAUCAACUGACCCUUCAGAGCAACCAGCGAGUACAGGCUCUAGAGUUGAUCCAGAUGAUGGAAGCCCAGGAGGGCGGGCUGCACCAGAUUGAAGUGUGGCUGCAACAGGUGGGCUGGCCAGCACUGGAGGAGCCAGAGGAGCCCUCACUGGACAUGCUGCUCCAGGCCCAAGGCCCUUUUCGGGAGCUGGACCAGGUUGCCCAAGAGCAGGUCAGGCAAGGGGAGAAGUUUCUGCAGCCGCUGGCUGGCUGGGAGGCAGCUGACCUGGGCCCCUGUGGAGCGCGCUUUCUGGCACUGCGAGCCCAGCUGACUGAAUUCUCUAGGGCUUUGGCCCAGCGGCGCCAGCGGCUGGCAGAUGCUGAGAAGCUGUUUCAGUUCUUCAAGCAGGCCUCAACAUGGGCGGAGGAGGGGCAGCGGGUGUUGGCAGAGCUGGAGCAGGAGCGCCCAGGGACUGUGCUGCAGCGGCUGCAGCUGCAUUGGACCAAGCACCCUGACCUGCCUCCUGCACACUUCCGAAAGAUGUGGGCUCUGGCCACAGGGCUGGGUUCAGAGGGCAUCCGCCAGGAGUGCCGCUGGGCCUGGGCGCAGUGCCAGGACACCUGGCUGGCCCUGGACCAGAAGCUAGAGUCUGCCCUGAAGCCAUCAUCGGUGGGUAGCACAGCUAGCCUGUUUGUCAGCCGGGUCCCCAAUGUACCUGCCCCACCUCCCCUGAGGAAGGCCUACAGCUUUGAUCGGAAUCUGGGGAAGAGUCUCAGCAAACCUACCCAUCACUGCCACCAUGCGGCCAUUGUCACUGCCUGCCAUGGACCAGAGGCUGGAGGAGGUGCCCAGCCCCAGCUAUCAGCUACUGUGCCUCCACCAGGCAGCUCUGACCCCAGGAGUCCCAGCAGGCUACAGCUGGUGCUGGCAGAGAUGGUGGCUACGGAGCGGGAAUAUGUCCGGGCCCUUGACUACACCAUGGACAACUACUUCCCCGAGCUGGAUCGCCCUGAUGUGCCCCAGGGCCUCCGAGGCCAGCGCUCCCACCUCUUUGGCAACCUGGAGAAGCUGCGUGACUUCCACUGCCAUUUCUUCCUGCGUGAGCUAGAGGCUUGCACCCGGCACCCACCGCGAGUGGCCUAUGCCUUCCUGCGCCACAGGGUGCAGUUUGGGAUGUAUGCGCUCUACAGCAAGAACAAACCUCGCUCUGACGCCCUGAUGUCCAGCUAUGGUCAUGCCUUCUUCAAGGACAAGCAGCAAGCACUGGGGGACCACCUGGACCUGGCCUCCUACCUGCUGAAGCCCAUCCAGCGCAUGAGCAAAUAUGCGCUGCUGCUGCAGGAGCUGGCUCGGGCCUGCGGGGGUUCCACGCAGGAGCUGAAUGCUCUGCAGGCAGCCCAAAGCCUCGUGCACUUCCAGCUGCGACAUGGCAAUGACCUGUUAGCCAUGGACGCCAUCCAGGGCUGUGAUGUCAACCUCAAGGAACAGGGGCAGCUGGUGCGACAGGAUGAGUUCAUGGUGCGCGCUGGGCGCCACAAGUCCCUACGCCGUGUUUUCCUCUUUGAGGAGCUGCUGCUCUUCAGCAAGCCUCGCCGUGGGCCUACAGGUGUUGAUACAUUUGCCUACAAGCGCUCCUUCAAGAUGGCAGACCUUGGCCUCACUGAGUGCUGCGGUGACAGCAAUCUGCGCUUUGAGAUCUGGUUCCGCCGUCGCAAGGCCAGGGACACCUUUGUGCUGCAGGCCUCCAGCUUGGCCACCAAGCAGUCCUGGACGGCUGACAUCUCCCGCUUGCUCUGGAGGCAGGCUGUCCACAACAAGGAGGUGCGUAUGGCUGAGAUGGUGUCCAUGGGUGUUGGGAACAAGGCCUUCCAAGACAUUGCCCCCAGUGAAGAAGCUAUCAACGACCGCACCAUCAACUACGUCCUAAAGUGCCGAGAAGUUCGCUCUCGGGCCUCCAUUGCUGUGGCCCCGCUUGACUAUGACAGCCCUUACCUGGGGGCCUCAAGCUCCCUUCCUGGAGACCCUGCCUCUUGCUCUGUGCUGGGGUCCCUCAACCUGCACCUGUAUAGAGACCCAGCUCUUCUGGAUCUCCGCUGGCCCCUAUAUCCUCCCAACUUCCCAGAGGAAGCGGCGCUGGACGCUGAGGUGGAGCUGGGCAGCCAGCCCUCUCUGACUCCUGAGGACUCAGAGGUCUCGUCCCAGUGCCCAUCAGCCAGUGGCUCCAGUGGCUCUGACAGUAGCUGUGUGUCAGGGCAGGCCCUGGGCAGGGGUCUCGAGGACUUGUCCUAUGUGAGUGCCAUCUUGCCCUAUACCUACAAGCCCCUCCCCAGCCUGCCUUUCCUUUAGGCAGAGCUGGGAGUGGGUGGGCCAGAGCUAUUCCCCAGAGACCUCCCUAGACCCAGAGCUAGGGAAAUAGGCAUUCAUGCCUAGCCUGGCACCACAGGUCUGAGCCCAGGCCCAGCCCAGGCUUGAAGACAAGCAGUGGAUCCAGCAGCCUGUAGCUCCAAGGAAUAACACCUCUCUGGAUCUGCUGUGACCAGGGCAUGGCUGGCACCCAGGCCAUCUCCAGCGUACACGGACAGCCCUGUUGAGUACCCUUUCUGAUAUCUGUAGCCAUUGGACAAACUGGAAUGGGGCCCCCACAGGGGAGUCUGGCUGCAGAGCCUGAAUGAGCACCCUGAUGCUAGGCUCCUGGCCCCAUGUCCCCUUCUGUUCCCUCUCCGGCUCCCACCCCAGUUGUGGGUUAAGAAUAGACUAGGUAGAGGGUGGGCAUUUCCAUGCUCUAGGCUGGUGGGACACCAUAUGGUUCUGGAUAGUGACUAGGCUGCCCCCACCCCUCAGGAGGAACCCAGGUGGGCUCCCAGCAGCUGCUCCUCAGUCCUUGGACUUAAAGCUGAGGUCCUCAACCAUAGGAGCUGGCCCACUCCUUUUGUACAUUUACCCUUACCUGCCCUGGCCCCCCAAGGUCCAGCCCUUUUUUUUUUCCUGGAGCAAUUUGGUUAUUAUGACUUGAUGCCUUUUGAAUAGCUUUCAAGAGAGUUGUCUAAAAUUAUCUUACUGGUUGUUAGGCCUUUGGUGUCUCAGAGAAGGAGUUUAGGCUUUUGACUUGUGAUUUAUUCUUUUAUUUGUUUAUAAUAAAAAAAAAAUAGACUUGUA